AUGACAUACAACUUCUUCGGCACAAAGAACCGCGAGUACACAUUCAUCAUCGAUUCGGGCUCCACGACCAAUUGGAUCACCGGUAUGCCGUUCCUCCAUCAGUACUACGUUGCAUUCCACUACACCGCGAACAUGAUGGGCUUUGGAACGCGCAAUUUGGGUGCAAGCGCAGCGCAGAGCAAGCCGUUCGUCGGUUGA
Molecule: messenger RNA, 198 nt
Organism: Dacryopinax primogenitus
Lineage: Eukaryota; Fungi; Basidiomycota; Dacrymycetes; Dacrymycetales; Dacrymycetaceae
Exons: 2
Coding region: 1-198 (65 amino acids)
Source: RefSeq, a predicted model, not a curated record